Bombina bombina (fire-bellied toad) is the source of this 7598-nucleotide messenger RNA. RefSeq lists its product as uncharacterized. Lineage: Eukaryota; Metazoa; Chordata; Amphibia; Anura; Bombinatoridae. The transcript has 2 exons. The coding region runs from base 716 to 1693 and encodes 325 amino acids. The record is from RefSeq and is a predicted model, not a curated record.
GCCCUUAAGUUGGCUAAUUCCUUUAUUACUGAUGCUUCCCUAUAGGUUUUGAAGUUGGGAGCAAAGAUUUCAGGCUUUGCCAUCUUAGCUCGCUGAGCCUUAUGGUUAAAGCCUUGGUCUGUAGAUGUGUCAUCUAAGUCUAAACUACUAGCGAUUCCUUACAAGGGGAAGACCUUGUUUGGACCGGGCUUGAUGGAAAUAGUCUCUGAUAUCACGGGAGGAAAGGGUCAUCUUCUCCCUCAGGAUAAGAGAAACAAGCAAAAGAGACAUCAAAGUAAUUUUCGUUCCUUUCGAAAUUUCAAAGGAAAUUCUUCCGCUUCUGCCUCCAAGCAGGAACAGCCCAAACCCUCCUGUAGGCCCAAUCAGUCUUGGAAUAAAGGAAAACAAUCCAAGAAGCCUGCUAUUGAAUCAAAGAAAGCAUGAAGGGCAGACCCCCGAUCCGGGACCUGAUCUUGUAGGGUGCAGACUUUCCUUUUUCGCUCAGGCUUGGGCUCGUGAUGUUCAGGAUCCCUCUGCAGUAGAAAUAGUGUCCCAGGGAUACAAACUAGAGUUCAAACGUUUUCCUCCCAGAGGCAGGUUUCUGCUUUCAAGAUUAUCUGUAGACCAGACAAAAAGAGAGGCGUUCUAACAAUGUGUACAGGACCUCUCCAACCUGGGAGUGAUAGCUCCUGUUCCAAUACAGGAAUGAGGUCUGGGAUUUUAUUCCAAUCUGUUCAUGGUUCCCAAAAAAAGAGGGAACCUUCAGACCAAUUUUAGAUCUCAAGAGUCUAAACGGAGUACCGUCCUUCAAGAUGGAAACUAUUCGUUCCAUUCUUCCUUUGGUCCAAGAGGGUCAAUUUAUGAAAACUGUGGAUUUAAAGGACGCAAACUACAUGUCCCCAUUUACAGGGAUCAUCACAAGUUUCUAAGGCUUGCCUUUCUAGAGAAACACUUCCAAUUCGUAGCUUUUCCUUUCGGCCUUGCCACAACUCCCAGAAUUUUCUCAAAGGUUCUGGGAUCUCUGUUGGCGGUGCUUCAGUUACGGGGCAUUGCAGUGGUGCCCUAUCUGGACGACAUCCUGGUCCAGACGCCAUCCUUUCAACAAGCAAGGUCCCACACGGAAAUGUUGUUAUCCUUCCUGCGAUCUCAUGGAUGGAAGGUACAUUUGGAAAAGAGCUUCUUAGUUCCAAGUACAAGGGUAACCUUCUUGGGAACCAUAAUAGAUUUCCUCUCAAUGAAGAUUUUUUUGAUGGAAGUCAGGAAAUCAAAGAUUUUUGAUUCUUGCCUAGCGAUUCAGUCCGCUCCUCGGCCAUCAGUGGCUCAGUGCAUGGAGGUAGUCGGGCUGAUGGUAGCAGCAAUGGACAUCAUCCCGUUUACUCGUUUCCAUCUCAGAUCUCUGCAGCUAUACAUGCUGAGUCAAUGGGACGGAUAUUAUGCGGAUUUGUCGCCUCGAAUACAACUGAAGCAGGAGACUAGGGAUUCUCUUCAAUGGUGGUUGUCUCAGGAUCAUCUCUCCCAGGGAACCUGCUUUCACAGACCCUCUUGGGUAAUUGUGACAACAGACACCAGCCUUCUGGGAUGGGGAGCAGUCUGGGGUAGAACAGACUCUGAGUUUGGACUCAGAGUCUGUUCUACCAAUCAACAUUCUGGAACUAAGAGCGAUCUUCAAUGCUCUUCAAACCUGGCCCAAGUUAGCCUUGGCCCAGUUUAUUAGUUUCCAGCCGGACAACAUAACUUCAGGGGCUUACAUCAAUCAUCAGGGAGGAACGCAGAGUUCCUUAGCAAUGAAAGUGGUAGCCAAAAUAAUUCUGGGGGACGAAAACCCACUCUUGUUGUCUGUCGGCGAUCCACUUCCCAGGGGUGGACAACUGGGAGGCAGACUUCCUGAGCAGGCAGACCUUUCACCCGGGGAGUGGGAACUCCAUCCGGAAGUGUUUUCCAGCCUCAUUCUCAGAUGGGGUCAGCCGGAAUUGGAUCUCAUAACAUCUCGUUAGAAUGCCAAGCUUCCGAGGUACGGAUCGAGGUCCAGGGACCCUCAGGCUGUACUGAUAGACGCCCUGGCGGUACCUUGGACCUUCAGCCUAGCAUACCUAUUUCCUCCAUUCGCUCUUCUUCCUCGGGUCAUUGUUCGAAUCAAGCAGGAGAGGGCGUCAGUGAUCCUCAUUGCACCGGCUUGGCCUCGCAGGAUUUGGUAUGCAGAUCUGGUGGACAUGUCAUCUCGUCCACCUUGGAGACUUCCGUUGAGGAAGGACUUUCUACUUCAAGGGCCCUUCCUUCAUCCGAAUCUAGUUUCUAUGAAGCUGACUGCUUGGAGAUUGAACGCUUAAUUUUAUCCAAGCGGGGCUUUUCAGAAUCGGUCAUAGAGACCAUGAUUCAGGCUCGUAAACCUGUAACUAGGAAAAUUUACUACAAUAUAUGGCGUAAAUAUCUCUAUUGGUGUGAAUCCAAGGGCUACUCUUGGAGUAGAGUUAGGAUUCCUAUAAUUUUGUCUUUUCUCCAAGAGGGUUUGGAGAAAGGAUUAUCGGCUAGUUCCCUAAAGGGUCAAAUAUCUGCCUUGUGUAUUUUGUUACACAAGCGUCUCGCGGACGUACCAGACGUGCAACCUUUUGCUAGGCCUUGGUCAGGAUCAGGCCUGUGUUCAAACCAGUUACUCCUCCCUGGAGUCUUAAUUUAGUUUUUAAGGUUCUUCAAGGGGCUCCGUUUGAGCCUAUGCAUUCCAUAGAUAUUAAGUUGUUAUCUUGGAAAGUUUUGUUUCUUUUCUACCUAAGGUUGUUUCAGACAGGAACAUUAAUCAGGAGAUUGUUGUUCCUUCCUUAUGUCCUAAUCCUCCUCCUCAGAAGGAACGGCUUCUGCACAAUUUAGACGUGGUACCAGUGUUAAUUUCGUCGACUAAAACUAGACUAAAAUGAGUAUAAAACGAAAGAAAUUCUGAUGACUAAAAUACGACUAAAACUAAAAUGACAUUUUAGUCAAAAGACUAUGACUAAAACUAAAUCAAAAUUUGCUGACAAAAAAAUUUUAUGCAAAGUUUUGUAAUCAAUCCAUAUGCAGUUACUGCUCUUUUGUAAAAUUUACGAAACUUAAUUUUAUUAAAUUUUAAGAUAAAGACAUGUUCUAUACCACAACAGUUAAAUCUGUUAAAUCUGUAUUGCAUGUUCAAACCUUAAUACCAUAAAUAAAAACAGGUUAAUAAACAUUUACUCCAGGAGUACAUAAUAAGUUUGGAAGUUCUAGAGCAGUGCUAAUAUUGUUGCCAAACCUUUUUCGAAUCUGUGAACAAUCAAUUGAUUCUUCCUAUAGAAAUAAGCAUAACCCACGAGUAUGGGUUUAAGUUAUGCUGUGCUGUGCUAGCUGCAGAAACGUUUUGCUGUGUUAAGUUACUUGAUACUUGUUUUAAUUAUUAACAGAGAACUGUUAAAGGUUUUAUAUUGGGUAAUAUGUGCAAUACAGCCAAUACAGUUUUUUUUAUAUAUAUUUUAAAGUUGCACUUCUGUUUGUUUAUGAAACUUGGUUUUAUUUAAUUUUAAGUUUAAUAAAUAUGUUACAUAUCACAACGGCUAAAUUUGUGUCUGUAUUGCAGGUUUAAACCUUAAUACCAUAAAUAAAAACAGGUGUUAUGUUUACUCCUGGAGUAUAUAAUCAGUUUGCAAAUGAUAGAGACAUACUUAAAUAACGCAUUACACUUUAACUAAACCCCUUAGAUUUUAGUUGACUAAAAUCUACUGGAGAUUCAGUCGACUAAAACUAAAACAAUUCAGAUGACUAAAAUAUGACUAAAACUAAAAUGGCAUUUUAGUCAAAAGACUAAAUUGAAACUUUCCGUCAAAAUUAACACUGCGUGGUACAAGCCUUAAAAUUUUACUUGCAGGCUACUAAGGACUUUCGUCAGUCUUCUGCUUUGUUUGUGGUUUUCUCGGGAAAACGUAAGGGACAGAAAGCUACGGCUACUUCUCUUUCCUUUUGGCUGAAGAGUAUUAUUUGUUUUGCAUAUGAGACUGCUGGACAGCAGCCUCCUGAGAGAGUUACGGCUCAUUCCACGAGGGCUGUUGCUGCCUCAUGGGCAUUCAAGAAUGAAGCUUCUGUGGAACAGAUUUGCAAGGCUGCAACUUGGUCCUCUCUUCAUACUUUUUCAAAAUUUUACAAAUUUGAGGCCGCUUUUGGGAGAAAGGUUCUUCAAGCAGUGGUGCCUUCCGUUUAGGUUCCCUGUCUUGUCCCUACCUUAUCUGUGUACUCUAGCUUGGGUAUUGAUUCCCAAUAGUAAUUAGAUGAUCCUUGGACUCAUUGUGUCAUUAAAAAGAAAAGAAAAUGUAUGCUUACUUGAUAAAUUAAUUUCUUUUUUGACAUGAGUCCACGGCCCGCCCUGUUUUAAUAGACGGGUUUUUGGUUUAUUAUAAACUUUAGACACCUCUGCACCUUGUUACUUCCUUUCUCUCCUUUAUAUUGGUCGAAUGACUGGGUUGGGAGGGAAGGGAGGUGAUAUAUAACAGCUUUGCUGUGGUGAUCUUUGCCGCCUCCUGCUGGGCAGGAGUGAUAUUCCCAAUAGUAAUUAGAUGAUCCGUGGACUCAUCGUGUCAAAAAGAAAUACAUUUAUCAGGUAAGCAUACAUUUUCUUUUUAAGCAGAUUCUUCACUCAGGCGAGUAGUCUGAACCAGGAGGUUUCAACGAGAUCACACAGCGAAGGGGUCUCCAGAUAUAGAUCUCAUGGAGUCUCGUCUCAAUUUCAAACUACCAAGAUAUGGUUCGAGAUCGAGGGACCCGCAUGCAGAGUUGGUGGACGCAUUAGCAGUUCCCUGGGGUUAUGGACUAGUUUAUCUAUUCCCCCCAAUUCUUGUUCUUCCACGUGUCAUAGCACGUCUCAAACAUGAGAGAGUAUCAGCGAUUCUUCUGGCUCUGGCGUGGCCACGUAGGACUUGGUACGCAGACCUCAUAAAAAUGUCAUCUGCUUCCCUAUGGCGUCUUCCUCAAAGGCCAGACCUUCUACCUCGGGUUCCAUUUUUUUUAUCAAAAUGUAGUUUCUCUGAGGCUGACUGCAUGCAGAUUAAACUAUUGUUUUUGACUCAGAUAGGAUUUUCUUAGUCUGUAGUUGAUACCCUAAUUCAGGCGUGUAAGCCUAGCAUUAGACAUAUAUAUCAUAAUGUGUGUGGAAAGUGUAUCCGUCUUGAUUUGCGAAGCGGGGAUUCUCCUGACGCAGUGUGAAGACUCCACGUAUUCUUCAGCUUCACCAAGGUUUGAAGAAAGGUCUAGUUCUCUUAAGGGCAAGAUUUUGUCUUUGUUUUGUUGCAUAAAAGUUGGCACAUUUGUUAAUGAUUGGUUCAAGCUAUAGCUCAUAUGAGACCGGUCUUUAAACCUAUUGCUCCCCCUUGAACCUAUGCAGUCUACUGAUAUUAAGUUAUUUUGGAAGGUAUUAUUUCUUUUGGCGAUAUCUGUUACUGUGUCUUUAUCAAAUCUGUGGAGAAAGACCAUAAACUAGCAGUCAUAAACUACCUCCCUUUUCGGCUUCUCCAUGCUGAAAAUGCAACCCCCCCAGCUCUCUUCCCUGCAAGGUUCAGCAGGGGAGUUAGUAAGCAGGGUUUUCAGCUGUACCUCCUGCUUCUUGCACUUCUCAGCCAUAGCGUGCAUAACGUUUUACCCAAUGUGACAACUGGCACCUGAUCAGGGCACAUUUUUAGGUGAUUGGCAAGCAACCGUUCUAAUGAGCAAUAUAAGUAGCCUCAGUGCUCAGCUGGGUGCAUAGCGGCUCAUUAAAAAUGGGUAGGGGGAAGUAGGAGGGAUAUUUGAAUGUUCUGUCUUUGCCUCCUCCUGGUGGCCAGGUGAUGUAUUUCCCUUUAGUAAGAAUAGAAAUUUGUGGACUCUCACUACCAAGAAAAAAAAAUGUAUUCAUUAAGAAUAAAUGAUAUUGUAUGCUUUUCUGAUAAAUGUAUUUCUUUUAUGGUGGUAAGAGUCCACAAGACCCCACCCUAUUUAUUUGUUCCUCUUAUUCCUUUUUCCUAUCUCUUUUGCUUGGCUACACGUUAGACCAAGGUUCCAAUGAGGUGGGAGGAGUUUUAUAGAGCUAUUGGGUUUUGGGAACCUUUGCCGCCUCCUAGUGGUAAAGAAAGGUAAUUCCCAGGAGUAAUGGAUCGUGGACUCUCACCACCAUUUGAGUAAUUAAUUUAUCAGGUAAGCAUAAUGCACAUUUACUAAAGCUAUGCAUUGUUUCUCCCUAGGUGUACAUAUCGGUCUAUUUUGUGGGCCAUAUAACCUUUUUAUUGCUGCUCUUUGCGCUGCCUUAUCUGCGCAGGGUCCUGGUGCAAAGAAAGGAGGAUGUGCAGAAAUCACAAUGACCACGUCCUAUGAUUGUACAUCACUCCUCGCCCUGCCUUCCUCUGCCUCAGUAUUGAGGGCUGUUUAUUAUUAAGGAUUGGGGGAGCAGGAGCUCCUGACAUGAAUGAUAGAAGUUUUUUUAAUGACGUGUACUGAUUACCGAUGCCAAUAACCCUGCAGGGAGAGGGGGACACCACAUUUUAUAGACUUUUCUACUUUCUUGGACCUUCCUGGAGUCUGUACUUGAAUAUAACCGGAUUCUGAAGAUUCUGCUACCACAAGUGAAGUUGCUCACACUCUGCUCCCUGGACCAUAAUGAGUGCACCUAGCUGGAUUUAUCCAGAGUGCGACUCACUGAACCCUUCCCGGGCACAGUCCUGGUAGAGUGCUGCUUACAGUGCUUUACUCAGACACAUGAUCGUGUGGGUAGAUCUCCUGAUCUCUUUCAGAUCUCUGUGUUAGCACUGACUAGUUAAGCUCCAUAGGCCAGGAUUAUUGUGAUUAAAUGCUGGAGACAAGUGCCUGAAUUAGCAGCUGUAUCUCUUGUGACUGAGUAGUCAUUAAUUCUAGGAAAACAUCUGUGGCAGGAGCUCUAUGGAACAACCAGGGUCUUCUGCUGAGGCCCAGGGGAACUGCACGAUGGGAUAGCUGGGGGGGCUGCAGGUUUUAAGUGGGAAGCUCAGAGUGGAAGCUAUGAGGUUAAUUUCUUUUAUCAAAUAUGCCUCUGUGCCAGGGUCUUAGGUCGGUGCCUUGACAUGGAUGCCAUGUAUAUACUAUCACAUAAAUUCCCAAAGUCUGUUGAGGCUUUAUAUAAUCAUUUGUAGAGGAGACUUCCUCCAACAUAAGAGAUUUCUAUUAAAUGUUUGUGUGUCUGGUGUUUUACUUUGGCCAGUAUACUUGCAGCUCUGCAGAUUAAGUUUGGAAUCUGAGGAACACCAUGGCCCAGUAACCUUUUCAAUGAAUGCAUUAGUUCUGUGCCGACAUUAAUACUAAGGUUGCACCAGAUACAUUAGCAUCACUCAAACGGCAGAAAGGCUCAGCUUACAAUUUGUUGUUAGUCACUAACAUAAAAGGUUUAGGCAAUCUGGGUGCCUGUUUUUUUGGUAUAGAGUCAUGGGCACCCCCAUAACCUAUAUAUUCAUUGUAAAAUCCUGAGCCACUCAGCUUCCCAAAUUCAUAGUGCUACAGAAUAAGGAUCCUUGAUUGGCUGAAGCAAUCCGGAGAUAACCGAAAUCUAGGCCUAAAUCACAUCCUGCCUUUACCGCAGCACUGCCACCUCUCUAACUAGAGUUGCAAUAAAGCGCUCUGCCAAGUAA